UGCAAACUGCUGCGAAACUGGCAUAUUCAGGACUUCCCAGAGAGCCACGAAUUAAAUAUCCCAUUAAUAGGGUAUGAUUUUUAGGGAGCAAAUAUCUAGGUUAUUUCUCUAAUUAUGGAUGUUAGUUAAAUUGCCCCGAUGACGCAGGAUGUCUCAUCUUGGAGACUGCCUCCGUUUCCAAGCUCGUUUCCAUGCACCGCCUUCUAACAACAUGGCGCCAGUUUACAGCGGUGCUGCCUUCCAAAGGGAUGCCAAAAACCGCGCCGUAAGAGGAAAAUAUGAUUAUUGAAUGUAACAGUUAACUACAAAAAGUAUAACGGUACCGUAGUAAUUAGAAAUAAUACUUGUGCUCUUUUCAUGUAAAAUUCUGGAAUUUACGUGCAGCAACAGUUUGUUAGUGACAGGUUGCGCAUGAGCCCACCUGCCGGAGAAACUGUGACGACGGUGGAUCAAUAUGAAUCUCCUGAACCUGACAAUAUAGUGGACGAUAUCCUUUGAUAGAGACCUGCAAUAUUAUGCCUAUUCUUCGACAGCGAGGUAACGCCUAAACGUCUCCGUAGACUCAUUGUAGUGCAAUAAACAACUUUCUCUUUAAAAAAAGCUCACUCUAUAAUGAAUGACGAGAAUUAUGCGCAAUCGGAGGUGGAGAGGGAAAAGCUCCCUCCAAUAUGCCAUACGUCACCAACUAUGGAUUUGGGGCGUGGUGCGAAACAGCCCUUUCCCUCCCUCAGCACGUUCAUCUCCUCCCUUAACCAGCGGAGGGAGACGGGAGGACGGUUCAGCAUGGGCACAAACCAGUGUCUACCAGGUGGACGACAUGGGAGGGAGCUACCUCCUAUUUGCAGUGAUGUGAGGCAGAAACAGAGGAUCUCCAUCGACACACUUCCCCCCGAGGUGAAGGCCCCGUUCCCCUCUGAACCUGUCAUCCCCCUCCGCACUAAGACCAUCAAAGAGUUCCAGGAAGACAUGGAGCGAGCCACAACCUCAGGGGACUGGAGGGAUGUGAGGGAUUUCUACCUUACCACCUUUGACUCCUUUCUAGAGAUCAAUGCUGCCUUCAAGAGAGAAGCUAAUGCCCCAUUUAACACAAUCGAGGAUUCUGGAGUCAACUCAACAUUUUUGAAUGCUGUUUAUGAUGCUUUACUCUGCACACCCCAAGACAUCCAGAAAUCAGUGUUGAAGGGAAUCAUUAACAGCCUAUUAAGAGAAUGGAAAGGUCCCAGAACGAAAGAUGACCUGAGGGCAUACUUCAUCUUAGUUCAGAACCCUCAGUAUUCCAGCACCAGUACCUAUGUGAUCUAUGCCCACCUACUGAGACAGAUAGCUGCCCUGUCCGAGGCUGACCACCAUUUCCUAGUGCACUGGUUUAAAAAACUGUCUCCAAGGCGUUUCAGGCAGCUGGUGGAGCGUUUUCUUCACUUCAUCUCCACUCGUCUGUUACCUGCUCCUCCUGAUGAACUGCCCCCUCUGGCCAGGUGCUCCUGGUGGAUCCCUGCUGCCACCAAGGUCCUCGCCCUCUUCAAUGCAGCUAACAGCAUAUCCACGCCUCCUAUCAUGUCCUUCACGGACUUCUACAACAUCACCUUGGACCAUAUCGACAUCAUGGAGCAGUACCGCACCUGGCAGAGCCACGGCAACUCCAACAAGUUCUCUUUCUGCCAGUUCCCAUUUAUCCUGUCAACGGUGGUGAAGAAAGCCAUCAUCCAGAGAGACUCAGAACAGCAGAUGAUAAGCAUGGCCAGACAAAGCCUGGUGAACAAGGUCUCUCGCAGGCAGAGAGUGGACAUGAACCUGUUGUUCCUCAACAUCAAGGUACGACGGGCCCAGCUACUCAGCGACUCAUUGGAUGAGCUGAGCAGGAAGAGAGCAGACCUGAAGAAAAAGCUCAAGGUCACUUUCGUAGGAGAGGCGGGGCUCGACAUGGGCGGCCUCACCAAGGAGUGGUUCCUGCUGCUGGUUCGACAGAUUUUCCACACUGACUAUGGCAUGUUCACCUACUUGAAGGAUUCCGGUUGUCAUUGGUUCAGCAGCUGGAAAUGUGACAACUACUCAGAGUUUCAAUUGGUCGGGACUCUCAUGGGUCUCGCUGUGUACAACAGCAUUGCUCUGGACAUCCACUUCCCUCCUUACUGUUACAAGAAGCUCUUGACUCCACCCAUUGUGCCAUGUGACCAGAAUACUCCCAUCGGCAUGGCAACCGCCACCCUGGGCGACCUGCAGCAGGUCAUGCCGGAUCUGGCUCAUGGGCUUGGAGAGCUGCUCUGCUAUGAGGGCAAUGUGGAAGAAGACUUCUAUCUGACCUUCCAGGUUUUCCAAGAGGAGCUCGGGGUGGUCAGGUCCUAUAACCUGAAACCUGGAGGUGACAAGAUUCCAGUCAACAAACAGAACAGAAAGGAGUAUGUUCAGCUGUACACUGGUUUCCUGCUUAAUAAGUCAAUUUACAAGCAGUUUGCAGCCUUCUAUCGUGGCUUCCACAGUGUGUGUGCGUCAGACGCUCUGAUGCUGCUGAGGCCAGAGGAGGUGGAGAUGCUAGUGUGUGGGAGUCCAGAGCUGGACAUGAGCACCCUACAGAGAGCAGCUCAGUACGAGGGCUACAGCAAAGCUGACCUCACAGUACGCUGUUUUUGGGACGUGGUGCUGGCUUUCCCCUUGGAGUUGCAGAAGAAGCUGCUCCACUUCGCCACAGGAAGUGACCGUGUCCCCGUGGGAGGGUUGGCCGACCUCAACUUCAAGAUCGCCAAGAUCGACGUGUCCACUGACUGGUUACCCAUAUCUCACACCUGCUUCAACCAGAUCUGCCUCCCACCUUAUAAAAGCAGGAAGGAACUGAAGCAGAAGUUGACCAUCGCCAUCUCAAACGCAGAGGGCUUUGGCUUAGAGUGACUCAGUCUACAGCUAUGAGAUUCACAGUAAGACGAGAGUAGGUGAUUCCUUUCCAAAUGUACUUUAGAAUUACAUUCCUUCAAAAAUAGAAUUUGAUAUAGACUACAUGACCAAAAGUAUGUGGACACCUACUCAUCGAACAACUCAUUCCAAAGUCAUGGGCAUUAAUAUGGAGCUGGUUCCCCCCUUUGCUGCUACAACAGCCUCCACUCCUCUGGGAAGGCUUUCCACUAGAUGUUGGAACUUUGCUGUGGGGACUUGCUUCCAUUCAGCCACAAGAGCAUUAUUGAGGUCAGGCACUGAUGUUGGGCGAUUAGGCCUGGUUCGCAGUCGGCGUUCCAAUUCAUCCCAAAGGUGUUUGAUGGGGUUGAUGUCAGGGCUCUGUGCAGGCCAGUCAAGUUCUUCCACACCGAUCUUGACAAAUAAUUUCUGUAUGGAACUUGCUUUGUGCACUGGGGCAUUGUCAUGCUGAAACAGGAAAGGGACUUCCCCAAACUGUUGCCACAAAGUUGGAAGUACAGAAUCGUAUUGAAUGUCAUUGUAUGCUGUAGCAUUAAGAUUUCCCUUCACUGGAACUAAGGGGCCCGAACAAUGAAAAACAGCCCCAGACCGUUAUUUAUCCUCCAACAAACUUUACAGUUGCCACUAUGCAUUCGAGCAGGUAGUGUUCUCCUGGCAUCAGCCAAACCCAGAUUUGUCUGUCGGACUGCCAGAUGGUGAAGCGUGAUUCAUCACCCCAGAGAAAAUGUUUCCACUGCUUCAGAGUCCAAUAGCAGCGAGCUUUACACCGCUCCAGCUGACGCUUGGCAUUGCGGAUGGUGAUCAUAGGCUUGUGUUCGGCUUCUCGGCCAUGGCAACCCAUUUCUAGAAACUCCCGACGAACAGUUCUUGUGCUGACGUAGCUUCCAGAGGCAGUUUGGACCUCAGUAGUGAGUGUUGCAACUGAGGAGAGACGCACUUCAGCACUCGGCGGUCCCGUUCUGUGUGCUUGUGUGGCCAUUCAUUUGAAGGGGUGUCCACAUACUUUUGUGUAUAUAUAGUGUAUUUUUGUGAGGUCAAAAUGUGUAUUUUCUUAGCUUGAUUUGUAUUACACUGUUAUAAAUAUUCAAAACUAAGACUUUGCUGGUUAAAGAAAUGUACGUGUCAUGAGAUAUAGAUUGUCUUGUGAGGUCCAGGAUGUGUAUUUGCUGCCUGUUGAUGGGCACAGCAGAAUCUUUCACUUGUUUGGUAGUAAUAAGAAAUGUGAGCUCCUGUUUCUAUGGUAGCAGUGGAACCAUGACUGUGUCUGGUUGUGUGUUUGUUUAUCUCUUUAACUAUUACGGUAAGUAGCUUUGUGGCCUUAUUUCUGCCUGCCUGGUAGACUGCCAAUGUAAAGAGAAUCCUUUGGUCAGAAACGUUGUGCAGGAUCUUCGGUUAAACAAAGCAUUAUCAACAUAAAUCUGAAAAGUAAAAGGCACACUCAUUAGCGUUAUCAUUUAAACAAACAGAGCAUUACAUGUAAGUCAAGCCCAGAUUGUUUGGGUAAUUCAGUAUCUUCACACCAUCCUGCCUUCAACAACUUUCAGGAAGCUUAUAAUAGAUGUUUGAUACAUUUAUCAUAGAAGUAGCCUGUGACCUCCCUUUCUAAGACUGAUAGACUUGUAUCAGAACUCUUCAACCCGUUGGCUCAAAAUGAUCACAUCUGCUCAUUAGACUGAAAACGUACCAACAUAUUUAUUUUGUUUAUGUUUUACUACACUAACCUGCCUAUAGAAUUUAAUCUAUCACUUUCUUGUCUUACAAAGUAACUAAUCAUAAGUCAAUGUCAUAGUCUGUCACAUUAAUUAAUAAUAAUGCAUGUUCUAUUCUGACUGUAGAGCUACACGGAAUGUACAAAACAUUUAGAACACCUGCUCUUUCUAUCACCCAAAGGACAUGUAGCCAACUUGGCAGUCAACAUGGACCAGCAUCGCUGUGGAGCAUGUUCGACACCUUGUAGAGUCCAUGCCCCAGCGAAUUGAGGCUGUUCUGAGGGCAAAAGCGGGUGCGACUCAAUAUUAGGAAGGUGUUCUUAAUGUUUUGUACACUCAGUUUAUAAUGUAUAUCUUUAGAGCAAGUCUAUGAUGUGUAAUGUAACUAACUGUUGAUGAUGUUAUGUUGUGUUUCUAUUUAUUUGUAAAAAUUACUGUCAAGUCCCAAGUAAUAAACUGAUCUUUGAGGUUUUUACACUCAGAAA
This is a messenger RNA of Salvelinus fontinalis (brook trout), 5098 nucleotides long. RefSeq names its product probable E3 ubiquitin-protein ligase HECTD2. Bases 613 to 2883 code for a protein of 756 amino acids. NCBI's taxonomy places the organism in Eukaryota, Metazoa, Chordata, Actinopteri, Salmoniformes, Salmonidae. The record is from RefSeq and is a predicted model, not a curated record. Gene Ontology annotation, molecular function: ubiquitin-protein transferase activity. The transcript has 21 exons.